AAAGAUGAAUUUGAUUGGUUAUAUUAUGAAGAAAAUGAAGAUAGUGAUAAAAUGUUUUUUCAUCAUGCAAAUACACAAGAUCAUAAAAAAAGUUUACCUAUUGCGUAUAAUCAAACAACAAUAGAAUAUGGAUUUAAACAAUUAAUUUCAUCUGAUAAAUUAAAAAUUAUUCAAAAUAUACAAUAUGUUUACUUUUUAGCUAAAAAUCAUUAUACCACUCAUAGUUUAAAAAAGGCACAAGAUAUUAUUGCUGAUUCUCCUGUUACAUUAUAUUCAGAAUAUGGCACUUAUGAUAAUGAUAUUUCUGCACGUAAAUUUAUAAAAGCAAUUUCAUUUGUUAUAGAAGAAAGUUUAAUUAAUGAAAUUCAAAACUCUCUAUAUUGGAGUAUUCAAAUUAAUGAAAGCAAUAUGAUUAAACAAGAAAAAAUAUUAGCAAUUAUCUCUAAACAUUUAUCUGAUAAUUAUCUAAUUACAUAUUUUUUAAGUAUUAUUCAAUUAGAUAAUGCAGUUGCAAAACUAAUUGUUGAUAGUAUUAAUCAAUUUUUGUUAGCAAAAAAACUUGAUUUAAAUAAUAUAUUUCAUAUAGGAAGUGAUAGUGCAAGCACAAUAUUAGGAAAAAAUAAUGGUGUUGCUGCUAUUUUUAAAAAACAAAAUCCAUUUCUUUUAGAACACUAUUAUAUUUCUUAUCGAUUAGCUUUAGCAGCAAAAGAUGCUACCAAAAAUGUUUCUUAUUUUGAAAACUAUGAUUCAAUUAUUAAUCAUUUAUAUUCUUAUUUACUUUCACUAAGUAAUAUUGUAUCUAAUUUGUAUCGAAUUUUAGAUUCUGUAAAAGUAGCAUUAGAAGAAGAUUCUUCAAAAAAUAUAGUAGCCUAUGGACUUUAUAAUAUGAUGGAUCAAAAUUUUUACUUAGCUAUAAAG
Molecule: messenger RNA, 918 nt
Organism: Scutellospora calospora
Lineage: Eukaryota; Fungi; Glomeromycota; Glomeromycetes; Diversisporales; Gigasporaceae
Source: the annotation of a GenBank genome assembly